CACUUUUACUUUCACUGCUGCACUGCUGCGUAUGCUCUCGACAGCGAGACAGGUUACAGGUCCUGUACUUCGUCAUGAGUUUAUUAGAUUAUAUGUAUUGAUGUACAGCUAUUGCACAUUAUAGAUGCGAUGUAGGAAAGGCUGUAAAAUUACUCAGACUGUAGCGAUGUAACAAGCCGUUGUUAGUAAUUGAAAUCGAAAGUGAAAGUGCUUUCUCAGCAGUUGUUUUUAUUUAACUUGUACCAACGUUAAAAUUUGCCUACAACCAGCAAAAAGUCUUACUUACUAAAACACGGAAACAAGACUCCAUGAUGAUGAUUGAAUUGAUUUUUUUGGGAUACUUUCUGACGUGCGUUUGUGCCAAUGGGGUUGCAGACGUUGUACUUUCCUGCUCCCUGGUGGAGGAGGGAGCUGGACUGGGUGGAAUGGGAGGUGGCGCUCUUUUCACACGAACUCCAGCCACUCUUGUAUUAAGAGACGUUGCAGUGGCUCCUGACCAAUCACUCGAAACACUCACAGCAUUUGUCCCGCCUUCAAUCCCUGAUCCAGAUGCCAUCCUGUUAGAAGCCACAGUGUCAUCGCCUGAGAUCCCGAACUCAGAUGUGUUGCUCCAUGCAGACUGCAAUGACCAGGAGGUGAUGUGCGAAAUAAGCAGUUACACUCCUCGUGGAUCUCAGGAAAGUUCAGAUCCAGCUUAUUUCAUGGUUUCCCUUAAUGUGGAGGGAGUUGACUUCAGCACUGCGUUGAUUCUGCAGACUUUGACGGUGAAGAAGGACCAGUCGACCCUCAUACAAAACAAACUGCGUCUGCCUCUUAGCCAGUCGGGAACUAUUCUGACUGAGGUGAUAUUCCUGGUGUUUACCCACAUCAAGUCUGUAUCUGCACCUCUGAGAGGUGACGUUCUCCUCAACUGUGGCUUCAAGCAGCAGGAGAUACCCUUAGCGCAGGAGGUGGGCAUUGAAUGGCGACAGCAGCACAGGGGGAAAGGGAGAAAAGUGCUUGAAAUGAAGACAGGGCUGGAUGAUGCUGAAGGGAGCACAGUGGUGCAUGCAGAAAGGAUGGGCUCCAGCAUGGAUGCUGCCCAGCUUGUUCGUGAGGGUAACGCCUCUGUGACUCUGACCAAGCUGAAAGUUUUGGAUGAGGGGGCCUACAUCUGUACUGUCAGUAUAGGAAUUUUCCAUGCCCAGCAGGUCAUUCAACUCCACAUUAUUCAACCACCCAGUGUUUCACUCUCAGAGGAGAAGUUGGUGUUGAAGACAAAGUCACCCCAGACACUGAGCUGCCACUGCACUAAAUACUAUCCACUGGAUGCUCAGAUGGAGUGGUCAUACCUCUCUCCUACAGACACAGAGCCUACAGUGUUUCCAGACCAGGGCUCUCUGUCUAGCCAUCGACAGCACAGUGAUGGGACAUAUUCCCAGUCAUCUCAUCUCACUGUGCCGUCCAGUGUCUCUCCUGGGACUAAAAUAACCUGCAGGGUGUCCCACCUGGCCCUGGGCGAGCCUCUCUCUGUUAGUGUGAUGGUAGAAGCUCCAGAAGCAGAUUCUUAUUGGUGGAUUCUGGGGUUCCUGGUCGUCACUGUGAUUUUCUUCUACCAGGUCAUGAGAUAAAGUAGUAGGAGAAAUUUUACCAGAUACUCCUGACUUGAAACUGAGCCCAGAAGGACUUUCUUUGUGCCAUGUGUCAUUUGUGAGUCUUUAAGUUAUUACUGAUUUCAUUAGCCAUCACUGGUUCUCUUCUGGCUCUCUCUACUGAACUGUGAAAUACAAAUUUUGGGGGAAAAUACUGUAUUUAGCUGUACCAUUUAUUUGCUUUCUAAAUGUGUUGUUGAGUAUCGUUGGUAGGAGUUUACUUAUGUUAAGGUGUGUGGCAUGUGUGGAGUUUGCAUUUCAGUAACCUGCAACAUAUUAAAUUCUAAGCAUUUGGCAUAAAACCCACAAUUUAAAUUCCAAACUAAACUUUCCAUCAAAAGUACUUUUGUCACACACAAAUUAUCCACCGCAGUUUCAUUAUGUGUAACACUGACUGACACGGACUUGAAUUGCGUUUUGAUUGUCUUGCGCUGUAGGAAACUUGCUUUCUUACUCAGAACCAAAUAGUGUUUUAAGUUGCUCUCAACGUACUAACACAGUUCCAAGAACAAAUUACAGCAAGACAUGCUGCUUAAAACAAGGACAACAAUGCUGAAUGAAAACUAAAAAUAUACAUAGAACUAGCAUACAAGUAGUUGAAAAAAUAAGUGUGUAUAUGAAUUUGAAAGCAAAUAUCAAAUCAGUGGCACUAUUAAUAUGAUAAUCUGAGACAUGUAAUGUAUGUGCAGUCAAAUAUAUAAUUUAUUUUGUUAAAUUUUUUGUCAGUUUAUAAAAACGUGCUGCUCCAAUGUUUAGUUAUACAUGCUUUUCUAUGCUGUUGCCCAUCAUAGAAGUUUACAAAGUUGCAUAAAUCCUCCACAAGAAGGGACUACAGCUGAAGCAAGCAGUUAUACAGUGGACAUUAACAAAACAUGCAAUGAGAUACAGGACUAUUGGUCUGGUUCAAGCUGGUUGAAGUUAUCUAGGCCUUGGAUUAUUUGUGUGGCUUCUUUGUUCCACUGGCCAGAAUAACCAUGGAUUUUUUUAUAUCCAUUUUUACAUGUUUCUGCUGAGAACUUGUAACUACAGAUUCACUGUAAAUGGGUGUCUUCAUUUAAAGCCUCUUAAAGGUUUUCUUUUUGAAAGGCUUUUUUGUUUUACUGUUUUCAUACUAUUUUAAAUGUAGCUAAGAUGCUAUAAUAUUUUGUUUCUCACUUGUUUUUGUGUGUUGGAUACCCGUUUUGUUGUUUACUUUUCACAAUGAUGGAUUUCAAGACUCAGCAAUAUUGUUUAAGAUAUUUUACAUUAUUUAUAAUAGAACACUUGUUCUAUUAUGUCUGGAAACUAAAUUGAACUUGUGUUGUAAACAAAUCAAAGGGUUUCACUUUCAUUAAAUGAUUACAGCCAAAA
Molecule: messenger RNA, 2981 nt
Organism: Micropterus salmoides (largemouth bass)
Lineage: Eukaryota; Metazoa; Chordata; Actinopteri; Centrarchiformes; Centrarchidae
Gene: tapbpl
Product: TAP binding protein like
Exons: 8
Coding region: 309-1610 (433 amino acids)
Biological process (GO): antigen processing and presentation of endogenous peptide antigen via MHC class I
Cellular component (GO): membrane
Source: RefSeq, a predicted model, not a curated record